Messenger RNA from Dendrobium catenatum, 3010 nucleotides. RefSeq names its product probable LRR receptor-like serine/threonine-protein kinase At1g56140. Bases 166 to 2775 code for a protein of 869 amino acids. The record is from RefSeq and is a predicted model, not a curated record. Gene Ontology annotation, biological process: protein phosphorylation. NCBI's taxonomy places the organism in Eukaryota, Viridiplantae, Streptophyta, Magnoliopsida, Asparagales, Orchidaceae. The transcript has 21 exons. Gene Ontology annotation, molecular function: protein binding; ATP binding; protein kinase activity.
AUCUUGGUCGGAAUUACUUGACUGGGCCAUUGCCUGCUUUUGUAGGAAACUUAUCAUCAUUGCAAUACCUGAAUUUUGGAACUAAUGCAUUGUCUGGACCAAUUCCAAAAGAGCUGGGGAAUCUGAAAAAUCUUAUUUCACUAGGCAUGGGGCCAAACAACUUCAAUGGGGCUAUUCCACCAGAGCUUGGCGGUCUUAGCAGCCUACAACAAUGGUUAUAUUAUCAUAACACUGCAGUACACGGAUAGCUCUGGACUAAGUGGUGAGCUCCCAGCUUCUCUAUCGAAACUUACAACCUUGCAGACACUGUGGAUAUCAGACAAUGAUUUUACGGGUAAAAUACCCGGCUUCAUUGGGACUUGGAAAAAUCUAAACGUUUUGAGGAUGCAAGGGAACUCCUUCAGUGGUCCAAUUCCUUCAAGCUUUUCUGGUCUCACCAACCUUUCUGAUUUACGAAUAGGAGACAUAAUAAAUGGGAGUUCAUCGCUGGGAUUCAUUAGUAAUAUGACAUCUCUAAGCACACUGAUCAUAAGGAACGCCAAGAUUUCUGAUACUAUUCCAUCAAACUUCACAAAAUAUACAAGUUUAAUUAAAUUGGAUUUGAGCUUCAACAAUAUUAUAGGCAAUGUUCCACAGUCUCUUCUCAACUUGAACUCUCUGCAAUUAUUAUUUCUUGGGAACAAUUACUUACUGGGCGACUUACCAAAAACAAAGAGCGCAUCACUCAGUAGCAUAGAUCUAUCAUACAAUCAAUUGACUGGAAGCUUUCCAUCUUGGGUCAAUGAUCCAAACUUAGAGCUGAACUUGGUCGCCAAUAACUUUGUCAUUGACAAUUCUAAUAAAAGUGUCUUGCCUUCAGGAUUGGAGUGUCUUCAGAGAGACAAAUCAUGCUACCGUGGCUCACCAGUUUAUUCUCAAUUCGGAAUAAAGUGUGGUGGAAGUUCAGAUUUGAUGAGUUCUGAUGGAACUAGCUAUGAUAAGGAUAAUGCUACUCUCACUACAGCUUCUUAUUAUGUGACUAAUCCUAUCAAAUGGGCAGUAAGCAACACUGGAAGCUUUGCAGGUGCCUCAAAUCCUAAUACAAAUUAUAUAAUUAGUUCUCAGACCCUAUCAGCGAACACACUGGAUCAAGAACUUUUUCAGACUGCAAGGAUGUCACCUUCUUCAUUAAGAUACUAUGGCUUAGGACUUGAAAAUGGGAACUACACUGUAAAACUACAGUUUUCUGAGAUUGGACUAAUAGAUCCACCCACCUGGAAGAGUUUAGGAAGAAGAGUUUUUGAUAUUUAUUUACAGGAAAAGCUUAUAGAGAAGGAUUUUGAUAUAAGGAAGGAAGCUGGUGGGAAAUCUUUUACAGCAGUCGUGAAGGAGUACCGAACACCUGUAACGAACAACUUCCUAGAAAUACAUUUUUUUUGGGCUGGAAAGGGAACAAGUUUUAUUCCUAGUCAAGGCUACUAUGGUCCAUCCAUUUGUGCAAUCAGCGUAUCUCCUGCUUUCAUCCCAUCUGUCAGUAACAAAGCCCCAAAUUCCUCUUCAUCAAGUAAUAAAACAGGUCUAAUUGUAGGAAUCAUAGCUGGUGUAGUGCUGGGACUUGUCAUUUUUGCAAUAUUAGUGUGGAGACAAAAGAAAAAAAAUGUUAACAAAGAUGAAGAAGAGUUAUUAGGAAUGGCUGUUAGACCAAAUACAUUCAGCUAUUCUGAAUUGAGAGCAGCAACUGAGGAUUUCAACCAGUCUAAUUUGCUUGGAGAGGGAGGAUUUGGGCCUGUAUAUAAGGGUAAAUUAUAUGAUGGAAGAAUGGUGGCAGUAAAGCAACUAUUAGUAGCAUCUCAUCAUGGGAAGAGCCAAUUUAUGGCAGAAAUAGCAAUUAUAUCAGCAGUUCAACAGCGUUAUCUAGUUAAGUUGUAUGGUUGCUGCAUUGAGGGAGACAAGAGACUCUUGGUUUAUGAGUACCUAGAAAAUAAGAGCUUGGACAAAGCUAUUUUUGGGAAAAAUGUUUUGCUUCUUAAUUGGAGAAUGCGCUUUGAGAUUUGUUUAGGCACAGCAAGAGGCUUAGCCUAUCUUCAUGAGGAAUCAAGUGUGAAAAUUGUUCAUAGGGAUGUAAAAUCUAGCAACAUUCUAUUAGAUAGAAAUCUUAACCCAAAGAUAUCAGAUUUUGGUCUGGCAAAACUUUACGAUGACAAAAAGACUCACAUUAGCACAAGAGUUGCAGGCACAAUAGGUUAUCUUGCACCUGAAUAUGCUAUGAGAGGACAUUUAACAGAAAAGGCAGAUGUGUUUGGUUUUGGAGUUGUUGCUCUUGAAGUUCUCAGUGGAAGGCCUAAUUCAGACUCUACUCUUGAGGAAGACAAAGUUUACUUGCUUGACUGGGCUUGGCGUUUAUAUGAACAAAAACAUGAACUGGACUUGGUGGACCCAAUUCUACCAUCAUAUAAUAGAGAUGAAGCGAUUAGAGUAUUUGGCGUUGCUCUUCUAUGCAUCCAAGCAUCGCCGGCAUUACGACCACCGAUGUCAAGAGUGGUGGCCAUGUUGGCCGGCGAUGUCGAGGUUAAUGAGGUCACCUCAAGGCCUAGCUAUUUAACAGAAUGGCAAUUUAAUGACAUAAGCAGCAAUUUUGCUAAUGAUGAUUGUUCAAGAUCAACAAGCUUAAGCACAGCACUAACAAAUAUUCAAACUAGCGAGCCAUCAGAUCCAAGCAGUACUGUAACUUAUAUGGGGAUUGAUCCUUCAGCUGAUGUGCCUUUAAGGCACAACUCUAUUAGGGAAGGAAGGUGAUCCAUCUUCUUCCAAGUCUAAAUCAUUUACAGUGCAAUGCAAUUGAGGCUUUCUUAACAUCAUUUAACAUACAAACUUACAGUUGAUGGUUCUAUUGUUGACCUCUCCUCGAUGCUUUGAUGUAUACUUUUGGCAACCCUAGCUCUGCAACUUCUUUUAGCUUGCUGUGACCUCAGCCCCUCUAGAGAACCUCCUUAUGACCUUAUUAAGUUAGUAGGUGGAUCUUGAUUCUUUA